Molecule: messenger RNA, 1865 nt
Organism: Fundulus heteroclitus (mummichog)
Lineage: Eukaryota; Metazoa; Chordata; Actinopteri; Cyprinodontiformes; Fundulidae
Product: cornifelin homolog A
Exons: 3
Coding region: 682-1035 (117 amino acids)
Cellular component (GO): cornified envelope
Source: RefSeq, a predicted model, not a curated record
UAUGUGAUGUAUAAAUCUUUUUGGAGCUUUAUUUAUUAUUCAUUUUUUUACAGACUAAAACUUUCAAAUGCAAUUUAAUGUAACUUCAUACUUCUUUCUCGCUGCCUCGUGAUCUGUCCCUCGCACUAACUUGUCAACGUCUACAAAAGUAUUUUUUUCAAGCCAAAGUUAACGUUUGAUGUUUCUCUGGAAUUAGUGAACAGAAAAUACACUACAGCUUAGUAUAUUUUAUGUAUUUUAGAAAUAAAAAUCUUUAGUUGUUUUGGAAGGAUAUCCUAAAAUAUAUACACACAUGAUAUUGACGUAUGAAAAAGUAGUUUAACUAUAUAAUUGUGUGCAAAAAAAUGUUUUAGAGAUCACAUAUCACAGUUUCCUUGUCAUUUAGGAAAUGCAUGAAAGCUUUGUUGAAACAUUGCAACAUUUAUUACUAGAUUAAUAAAGUUUGAUCGCUUAGUGGAGUAGGUUAUGAAUGACAUUUGCUGUGUUUUACUAAGAAGUAAAACCUUUUGGUGGAGUAGCUUUCUACAAAUAGGCUAACUUGGUUGGUAGUUAAAUGUUUCAUAAGCAUGUUGUGUCUUUUAAAGGAAAGAGUUUUUAUCAUCUCCUCUCCCACCCACAACAGUCUUCCUUUUUGCAGGCUUUUAAGUGGCUGAAUCGAAACUUUCCGGUCCCACAGUCCACAUGUCGAACCCAGUGGUCACCAGUCAACCUGGGGCAGGAGGCUAUGGGACAAACGUCCAAACUGGAGAGUGGAGCUCAGGCUUGUGUUCCUGUUUUAGUGACUGUUUAGUUUGUGCGCUUGGUUGUUUUUGUCCAAUGGCUCUGAGCUGCUAUGCUGCAAAUAAGUACGGUGAAAACUGCUGUCUGGGUUGUGUGCCAGGAGGCAUGACUGCCAUGAGGACUCAUAUGAGAUUGACGUAUGGUAUCCAGGGGACAAUAUGCAACGACGCUCUCAUGACCUUUUUCUGUGGACCUUGUGAACUGUGCAGGAUGGCCCGAGAAAUUCGCAUCAGGAACGGAGACAUUUCACUGUAACAUGAUGAUGAUGAUGAUGAUUUAGGAAGCCCAGUGCUUCCUAAAGUAGUAGCCAAUGAAACCAGCAGUUUAGUGUAAUAAGUGUAAUUUUGCUCAUAUGAAAAGUUUGCUAUCUGUAUAUGACCUGCUUUUACCAAAAACAUCACUUAUGUUGAAUAAUUUUGACAUAUGUCUUGUCCACAGUGUCAGGUUUCUCUUUUUUAUUUUAAAUGUCUUUGUGUGAAAUUAUGCAAAGAAUGUUCAAGAUACAUAUUUCACUAUGUAAUCAAACCGCUUUUGUCUGGUUCUGUUUCUGAGCUACUUUUUAAAUGUGAUAAUAAUCUAUUAUGACUUCAGACUUCUUAAGACCUAUUUAACCUAAACCAUUAAUAUCCAAAAUAAACCAAAAGCACAAGUUAGAUGAGCUGGACAAUAAUAUUUUUUCUUCUCUAAUUGUUCUAUAUCAAAGAUUUCCAGCCAAAUAUGGAUGAAGCUCAGUUUGAUAUUAAAACAGUGAGUGUGAUAAUCUAAUUUGUGUUUUAUCAUUUUGAUGAUAUUUUAAAAGCAGCAUGAAAUUGUUUCUAUUCACUUUCAAUUACUUGUAAAUCAUUCUGUCGCUCUCUUGUGGCUUGUAGGUGAAGAUUAAGUCAGUCACUGUGACAUUGUUAGUGUGCAGAACAGAUCUCAAGCAUUAGUCGCAACAUGGGUGUAGUGUAAACUAAACAAUUUCUAGUUGGUCUAUAGGCCUCAGUUCGGUUAGGGUGAUUUGUUGAUGUCUGAUGGUUAAACUGUUUGUGGGUCUUUCAGAUUAAGAUCAGCAUUAACCAAUAAACAGUGCUGAUUUGUCAUGU